Saccostrea cuccullata (small rock oyster) is the source of this 410-nucleotide messenger RNA. Its product is annotated as anoctamin-7-like. Lineage: Eukaryota; Metazoa; Mollusca; Bivalvia; Ostreida; Ostreidae. The record is from RefSeq and is a predicted model, not a curated record. Gene Ontology annotation, cellular component: plasma membrane. Gene Ontology annotation, biological process: chloride transmembrane transport. The annotation marks the transcript as partial. Gene Ontology annotation, molecular function: chloride channel activity. The transcript is spliced from 4 exons.
CUGUCCCCAAUGCUGUCUUCAUUCUCAUCCUUGGGAAGGUAAGAAACCACUCCUCCAUUAUAUCAGCUGUCCUCAAUGCUGUCUUCAUUCUCAUCCUAGGAAAGGUAAGAAACAACUCCUCCAUUAUAUCAGCAGUCCUCAAUGCUGUCUGCAUCCUCAUCCUAGGAAAGAUAUAUGAAAUACUGGCAUUCAAGCUCACUGAAUGGGAAAACCACAGAACACAGACCAGAUAUGAUGAUGCCUUAGUCACCAAAAUGUUUGCUUUCCAAUUUGUCAACAGUUAUGCCUCUUGUUUCUACAUUGCAUUCUUCAGAGGACGUUUCUCUGUAUUUGGUUACACUGAUGAGUGUGUAGGAGACAGGGGCACAAUGUAUGUCACAGCUUUCUUUCCAAAGUCCUCAUUCUCAUGA